AUGUCAGAAAUUCUCUUAACGACAGAAGCGGAUGCGAAAGAUGCACUCCGUCAACGAAUAGCUAUCUAUUUUGUCUGUGAUGAAUCGCCUGCCGGUGUGCCGACAAACAUUUCUGUGGAUGAUGUGUUCCUUUUCCCAUGCGGAGUACCGGCAAUGUGGAAUGUGCACCAACUCUUACUCGCAUCGUGCCCUUCUCCGAAAAACGUUGUAUCUGGUAAUUGCUUCGUCCCAGCUCUCUAUACACAGACACUCAAAAUUGUCGAGGAAAAUGCCAUAUUCUACGGACACGGUCGUGAUUAUGACACUGAUUGCCUAUACACUAUGCUCACAAGAAAGGUAGCCGAGAAUCCUUCCGUGCCUCCCAUACCUGCUCUCUACACGGAAUGUUCAUCGAAACCUCUACUACCUACCGUGAAUAUCCCGCGUAAACACAAACACUGGGGUGGAGCAUCCGAAAGUGAGGGCGCAGUUAUCAAGCAAGUGUGGUAUCCCAAUGGCGAACAAGACCACGAGAAUAGAGGGUAUGGCGGCCUAUUUUCACUCACGUUCACGAGUUUGGAGGCGUCCCGCGCAUUCUACGAUGCACUAGACGUCGCGAAAGAUCCGAGUUACGGCACGGCGUUCACGUCGACCUAUCCGUAUACAUUGUUGGGUCACUAUUGGGAGCUGGAAUUUGCGGCGGAGUAUGGGGUAGAGGAGGGCUUGUUGAGAGUGGGAAUAGCGUCGGAAGGCUACGAUUCCGAGAUCGUGGAGUUGUGCUUGAGACGCGACCACGUUGCCAGAACUAAUGAUGGGUAUCAUAUCCAGUGGAUGCGGAAAGACCUUUUCAAGGGGACCGGAUAUCAGUCGACACCAACACACGACGAAAUUACAUUCUCCACCUCGGUUCCCAUGGAAAAAUUCCUGCAAACAUUCACGGUUCAGCUUCCCAGUGAGCGUGCAUGGCAGCACAUCCACUGGGACCUAGAGCUCAGGGUAACAGAACUUCAAUAA
Pisolithus orientalis is the source of this 993-nucleotide messenger RNA. RefSeq lists its product as uncharacterized. The record is from RefSeq and is a predicted model, not a curated record. Gene Ontology annotation, biological process: transsulfuration. Lineage: Eukaryota; Fungi; Basidiomycota; Agaricomycetes; Boletales; Pisolithaceae. The transcript has 7 exons. Bases 1 to 993 code for a protein of 330 amino acids. Gene Ontology annotation, molecular function: cystathionine gamma-synthase activity.